Abrus precatorius (Indian licorice) is the source of this 933-nucleotide messenger RNA. Its product is annotated as probable inactive serine/threonine-protein kinase fnkC. Gene Ontology annotation, molecular function: protein binding. NCBI's taxonomy places the organism in Eukaryota, Viridiplantae, Streptophyta, Magnoliopsida, Fabales, Fabaceae. Bases 1 to 933 code for a protein of 310 amino acids. The record is from RefSeq and is a predicted model, not a curated record. The transcript has 6 exons.
AUGGAUAUCCAAGAAGGAAUUUCACGACUUAUAUCCAAUGCCCCACCAACUCAUUACAUAGUUAAAGUACAACUAUUUUCACUCCUUGCAAAACACUCAAUAGAGAGAUACGAAUCAGGAGAAUUCGAUGCUGGAGGCUACAAGUGGAAGUUGGUUCUGUAUCCGAGCGGAAACAAAAGUAAGAAUGUGACGGACCAUAUUUCCCUAUACUUAACUUUGCAAGGAGCAAGUGCACUUCAUUCUGAUAUAGAAAUCUACGUCAAUUUUCGAUUAUUUUUGCUAGAUCAGAACAAUGACAAUUACUUAGUGAUCCAAGAUACAUUUGGAAAGGAAAGGAGAUUUACAAAAAUAAAGGUUGAAUGGGGAUUUGAUCAAUUUAUUUCUCUCAAAGAUUUCAAAGAUGGUUCCAAUGGUUAUCUUGUGGAUGAUGAAUGCACAUUUGGAGCAGAAGUCUUUGUUUGUAGGGAAAGAAACCAAGGUAAAGGAGAAUCUUUAGCAAUGAAGGAUGCAAUUACCUACAAACACGUUUGGAGGAUUGGCAACUUCUCCAAAUUGGGUUCAGAAUGCUUGGUCUCCAAACCGUUCAACACUGGAAACUAUAAAUGGAUUUUAAAAUUAUAUCCCAAUGCAAAAGGUGCUGGAUUAGGCACUAAUAAUCUUUCUCUGUAUAUGGCCUUAGCUGAUCCAUCAACUUUUCUUCCUGGUUCUAAAAUAUAUACAUAUAUAACUUUACGCAUCCUUGACCAAAAGCAAAGCAACCAUUACUAUGGAAAAGCUAAUUAUUGGAUUAGUGCCUCGAGCCAUGAAAUUGGUUAUUCAAGGUUUGCUUCGUUAAGUAGUAUCUUAAAUACUUAUUAUGGUUACGUCGUGAACGACACUUGCGUAGUGGAAGCCGAGGUUACAAUUCUUGGAACGGUUCAUCGUUUGUCCUGA